This is a messenger RNA of Tigriopus californicus, 789 nucleotides long. Its product is annotated as selenoprotein M-like. Gene Ontology annotation, molecular function: oxidoreductase activity. Lineage: Eukaryota; Metazoa; Arthropoda; Copepoda; Harpacticoida; Harpacticidae. The record is from RefSeq and is a predicted model, not a curated record. The transcript has a single exon. Gene Ontology annotation, cellular component: endoplasmic reticulum lumen.
UGAGGCUUGGGCCAAUCACGCGCAGAGUACAUCAGUAGAUAGUCAGUACAUACACUCGCCACAAGUGUCUCGCCGUCCUACCAAGACGAGUCUUGUGUGAUAUUGAUUCAGAAUGCGAGGCUCUCUGUUAGCCUUGGCCUUGGGCCUCUUUGUGCUGGGAACGAUAAGCCCCGCCUCAGGGUCCGAUGGGAGUGUGCGGUGUCGAGUGGAAUCUUGCGCCGGGUGACGCUUGAACCGGCUUCCCGAAGUCAAGAAGUUUCUCUUCGAAGACUUCGAGAAGCUUUACACCCACACGGAGUUCAAGAAAGUCCCGGGCAAAUCUCCCGUGAUGACCUUUUACAACGAACAGGGUGAUCUCACCGAGACGCUGGACAUUGCCGAGAUGAAGCGCGACCAAUUGAACCAAAUCAUGCUCGAGCACGGAUUCCAGACGAAGGGCCAAGCCAAGGCUAAGGAUGCCAAUGCCCACGAUGAAGUCUAGCGUCAAAUCCUGGAAAUCUUGGGAUCCCCUCGGUCCGUUGAAUUUGAGGAGGAACCUUAGCCUUUGUUCCGGACACUGCCUAUGACGAGCCGUCUCUCCAAUAGAAACCUGGCGUUUCAGGGAGCGGAUCCGAUGACAAUGAUUGCCGUAGACGGAGAAUCGGCGGGCUCUUCCCCAUACCUCCCCAACAACGGACUCUGAUCGUGCCUCCUAAUUCUAAACUUGAUAUUCGUUCCGUUCUGAAAUCAAUCUCUCCUCAAUUUAGGUUGUUAGUUUUUAUACUCUAAUUAAAGACGAUUGAUUGAUCA